Messenger RNA from Heterobasidion irregulare TC 32-1, 1914 nucleotides. RefSeq lists its product as uncharacterized. NCBI's taxonomy places the organism in Eukaryota, Fungi, Basidiomycota, Agaricomycetes, Russulales, Bondarzewiaceae. The transcript has 3 exons. The record is from RefSeq and is a predicted model, not a curated record. Bases 395 to 1366 code for a protein of 323 amino acids.
CUCGUUCCAGCCAGCCCGCCCGCCCGCGCCGCGCCGCCACACCCCUCGCGCUUGCCGAUAUUGCGUUCCCAUCUCCCGAUCCGCGACCGCAAGUUCGAUGGCCCAGUCCGUAAGCGCCCGGCGACGACGCGACCCGCCUCUCUAGGAGACCGCCAUCACCAGGAGGGCCCAUCAAGACGCGACGCGCUACGCAUCACCGCCACCGACCCCUCCAUCUCGAUCCCAGCCCCUCCGCUCUGCCUCUCCACUCCACUCCACUACCGCACUCUAGUCGACGCGGGCACAGCACACUUGGCACUCAUCAACGGCCCCUCCCGAGUGCGUCGGCGCGCGCGAACCCGACGUGAUCCACGCCACGCCACGCCAUGCGAUGACGUGACGUGACGUCUGCCCGAUGGCCCUGCGCAUCAUCGACCGCCUACCGGCUACACAUGCGCGCGUCGACGACCCCGCCCUCGCAUUUACAAACCGAAUCUCACUUGACGCGUUUCAUUUUGUCGCCGUCGUCUGGCGCAUCGCCCACCCGCUCGCUCGCUCGCUGCUGCGCUCAGGCUACGCAGGUCACUCGGAGUCUGCCCGGCCCCCGCUCGAUAUCAAACACUACGCAUUUUCAUCUAUUACCGCCCAUCCAUCCGCGCAGUCACACAGCGUCCAACCCCAUCAACCCGAGAUCCCAUCUCCGUCGGCCAAGCGCCCUGCAGCCUCGGUCCUCGAUGGUCUUCGACGGUCCUCACUCGGGGCGUCUCCCGGCGCGCCGCGCGCUAACCCGCCAUGGCCGGUGCGCGCCCCCAUCCAAGGUCGUGUACCCGAGCACAUCGCGCGCUCGCCUCCAAACCCCCAUGCCAUUCCGGCCAGCCAAGCACCGAGCACCGACCGCGCGCACACGUACCCAUCCCCUGCAUCCACGUACGAGCAGCGCACGCCGCACAUACUUAUUAUAACACAUACCAAUACAUACCGUGCCGCGUCCGACUCUGACCCUGCGCGCUCCUACGAUAUGAAAGCGGUCGCCGAGCGGCCCCGCGCCGCCGCCAUCGUCGUCUCAGACCUCGACUACCAACCGCUCUCUGUCCCUCGUUUGAGUCGCGCGCCCCCGAACUGCCCUCGACCGCCAGCGCCACCGCCACCGCCGCCGCCGCUAACGGUUGAUACGGCCCCGACCCCGGCGCUCCCCGGCGCUCCCAUCCGCGACACACAUGAAUCCCGACGGACGUCGCACGCACGUCGCACGUCGCACGUCGCACCGCCUCACCCGCUCAGAACCCGGAACCUCGACACCUCGGAACCUCGACGGAUCCUGGGAUCCCGGAACGGGCAAACGCACUCGUCGACCUCGGUCGGACCGAGGGAGAGAGAUAAGACAUAGACUCGCAUUGGCACGGGGGGCAACGGACGAGACGAGACGAGACGAUUCGGGAGCUGCUGCACAUGAGGAUACAUACAUGCUCGCCCGGGCAACAGACGACAGCGUACGACGACGACGACAAGGAGUGGUAGUGGUAGUAAUACGUGCAGCGGAGCGAGGGCUUUUGCCAGGCGGGGAUGUCAACGCGACAAGAGACAUAGAACAGAAACGGAAAAGAAAAAGAAAAAGAAAAAGCGCGAGAGGGACGGAACGAAAGGAGGCGAACAAAGAUGAAAAAUCGAAGCACACGCGAACCCGCGAUCGAAUCACAAAUCACGAGACGCGAGACGGCACGGCAGGGGUAGGGUGGGGUGAGGUGGCGGAGGAGGAGGGUGGAGUUGCUCUGGUGGAGAGUGCGGAGGCAGCUGGAGGGGUUGUGAGUGGUGUCGAUCGGGUGGGUACGAAGGUUCAAGCGUGUCAGGGGUCGGUUCGUGAGCGUGCGAUUCGGUGCGGGCGUGCGAGUGCGUGUACGGGUGAGUGCGUGUCUAGAUGAGGUCGCUGUGUGCAGC